CCCAUUUCCCCACUCCUCCUCCCACAAAAAAAGGGAGAAAAAACAAACACCCCACCCAGCAACACCUUACUCUCUCAAAUCAUCCGCCGGAAACGCAGCAGCCCAAUGAGCGUUCCAAGGAUUGGUAACGGCACCCAAGCUUGCGAGGCUUGCAAAUACCAACGUAGAAAAUGCGCCCCUGACUGCAUUCUCGCCCCUUAUUUUCCUCACGGUCGCCAGCGCCAGUUCCUCAACUGCCAUAAAUUGUUUGGGGUCAGCAACAUCACCAAGAUCAUCCGCAACCUCCACCCUCCUGACAAGGACGAGGCCAUGCGCACCAUCAUUUUCCAGUCUGACGUCCGCGCCUCCGACCCCGUCGGCGGUUGCUACCGUAUCAUCCGUGACCUCCAGCGCCAGAUCGAGUACACCAAGGCGGAGCUCGAUCUUGUCCUCCAUCACUUGGCCAUAUGUCGUGCCACCCACCAACAACAACAGGCCAGCAUACCGGAAUCCCCAUCGUCCAUUUCCAUUGAUCCCGAUCCUUUGAAUUCCUAUUACCAUCAUCAGCAUCAUCUUCUUCAUCCCCAUCCUCAUGAUUACGUGGUGCAACAAAAACAGAACCAGGAUAUCAAUGCAUGGGUCAUGCAUGAUGUCGAUUCUUUGCACGUAAAAGACGGCGGGUUUGUUGAUGUUGAUGAUAUUAAGCCGCUUCUUGAUAUCAAUGGGGAUGGUGAUGAUGGCGUCGAUGUCGAUCACAGAAGCGAUGAAGUGGUUUUGAAGGAAGGCAGAGGCAUACUGAAGGAAGACAAUGACUCCAUUCAACAUGCUCAAGAUCAUGAUCUAAAGGGUGCAGCUACAUUGUUUACACUCACAAACUGUAAUGCCUAAUUGAAUCUGUCAUUCUCUCUUGUAUCCCCUCUUUGUUGUUAGUGUUAGAUUUAGUAAACAGAUUGCAUAAAGAGCAAUGCCCCAUCUUCAUUUGC
Messenger RNA from Vitis riparia (riverbank grape), 962 nucleotides. RefSeq names its product LOB domain-containing protein 22. NCBI's taxonomy places the organism in Eukaryota, Viridiplantae, Streptophyta, Magnoliopsida, Vitales, Vitaceae. The record is from RefSeq and is a predicted model, not a curated record. The coding region runs from base 106 to 867 and encodes 253 amino acids. The transcript is spliced from 2 exons.